GGAAAUAAACAAACCCAGACAAGCUGAGAGGAGGGAAGGAGAACAGAGCUGCAGUGGUGAGUUUUAUUUACACCGUAAGAAGAUUUUAUCAUAUAAUAACUGUUACAGCUCAUCAGAACAUUACCACAUUGUAACAAAAUUAUACAUUAAGUCGGAUUUUUCAUGUAUAAGGUUAAUUUAAGCUGAUAAAAGGUUGAAGUAGCUGUCGAGGAAAAGUCAGACCAAUAUGUAAACAUGAGAGCCUGUCCUCUAAAAUACUCGAUUUAGAAAAAGACCCACUAACAACGAACUCUACUAGUAGUUAGUGUCUUUUUGAAGCAGUUUAGAUGUAAAUAGUUUGUUAGUAACUUAUAAUCUUGUCUUGAUCUCUGCCUAACACGGACGGUUAAAACCUGAACGGUUAAAAACGGUUGCAGAUCAACAGUGACUCAGCUUCAGGUACUCUUUUUAAAACUGAUUUUAAAUGUCUGUUUUUCGUCCAGGUGAUCAGGUGUUAGGGUUCAAGCGGCAGCAGCUGGGAGCACAGACAUCUCCACCAUGAUGACAGCUAAGAGACUGGACAACUUCGAGGUGGUGUGUGAGUGGGCUGGGUGCGGCUUUAGGGGACACACCAUGGAGGAGCUGAGUGACCACAUGUCUCUGCAUCUAAAGGACUACCUGGGAGACAAUGAUGCUUUAGAGGACCUGGGUAAGUGAGGACAAUGAACACAUUAAUGUAGAGGUGCAUAAUCAUUAGCAGAGGACAUGAGCUCAUGCUUCUUAGUCUGGUGUAAAGGUGCAUUAAAGGGAUAUUCUGGUGUAAAAUUAAUUUAGGGUCAAACACACCGCACCACAGAGUUAGGCACCCCCUCAAGAGAUGAAUGUUGCCGACCGCUUGUUUCUCUACUUAUACCAACUUUAGUAACGACCGCACAAUAGCAAUACACAGUGGUCUGAGGAGCCAUAAACAAACCUCAACCAAAACGCCACUCUAUAGCCACAAAUAAUGCUCAGAAUAGCACCUAACUUCAUCAACAGUACAUGUAGAGUCUCAGUCACAGCACUAACCACCAAACAUCUUUUUAACUUUGCCUAAUUUCCUUAACAAAGAGACUUACAUCGGGUGGUAAAGGCAAGGUGUCGGCUGGUCCAAACUGUCAUCCUGCCUUUGCUGAAAAGUAUAAUCUUCUGCGUUAACUCUGCACUCCCUGUUGAAGUCUGUCAUUACUGUAGAUUCUCAUUAUGACAUUGCCUCUCUUCUUCUCUUUGUGUAGAUGAGUACUCUUGUCUCUGGACUGGUUGUGAAUUCAUGUCAAUGGGUAGCCCCACAGAGCUGGAGGUCCAUGCUUAUUUACACAACUACCAUGGGAAACUUAAGUUCAUCGGGUCUCAGCUGCUGAAGUCUCGUCCUGACCUGCCCAGCUGUAACCAGUGUGUGCACAGCAUCAACCUGGUUCCUGAGGGAUCUGAGGGGUUUGUUUGCCAGUGGGAGAACUGUGAUGUAGGUGUUUUGACCUCAAGUCAUGUAAUGGUCAUCUAAUGUUUGUUUGCACUAUUACUGAGACUCUGUCUCCUUCCAGAGUACAUUUAAUAACCCUGAGUGGUUCUACCGACAUGUGGACAAUCAUGUUGAGAGUGCUGAGCCAGAGUCUCUCCCACAGCAGCAGCAGGCUCUCUUCUGCCACUGGACAGGUGUGACUGAAUGCGAUAGAGGUCAAGAGAUAUUCCAGACAGCUUCAGAACACACAUUAUAAUCUAGUUUCUGUUACAGGGUGUGAUGCUUACGUCAAAAUCAAAUAUCGUCUGAGAGAGCACAUGCGCAGCCAUACUCAGGAAAGACUUGUAGCCUGUCCAACAUGUGGCAGCAUGUUCUCCAGCAACACGAAGCUGUUCGACCACCUCCACAGGCAGGCCGAGCCAGUUGGUGAGAGGGGUGUCGAAUUUUUCUACACUGAUGUGCCAAACUUGAUGUAUAAAUGCUGAUUUUUUUGUGUAUCUUUUUUUAAACAGACUCACUGGUGUGUGAACACUGCGGCAAAGCUUUUUCCAAUGAAAGGCUUUUGAGGGAUCAUGUUCGCCAACACGGUAGUACUAAUUUUCUCCGACUAGUACUGACACUGUAUUAUUAUUUUUGCAUAAAUAUUAAUGUGUUUAUUCUUUAUUCACGGCAAAUAAGUCGAUAUAAAACCUGUUUUUGGAUUUUAGCACAUUAAUUUAUGAUAUUCAAAACUAAUCUGUAGUUAAAAAGGUGAAUGUCAUAUUUCUAACUUUCUUUUUCUUUCUCUCUCUCUCAUUUAGUGAAUCAGGUCAAAUGCCCUUUCUGUGACAUGACCUGCACCACUUUGGCAGCUCUGAAGAUCCACAUUCGGUUCCGGCAUUGUGACGAGCGGCCCUACCCGUGUGACUUCUGUGACAAAAGGUAGACAUUAGAGAAAUCAGCUGAUGGGAUGUCUGAACAAUCGUAGUUUGGCAAAAUAAAGAAAGGACAAGAAGUUGAUUUUCAAACUAUUUUACGCAACUCUCUAAAUAGUUUAUUUUCUCUACAUUUGGAGUAGAGAAAACUUUUUUUAAAUUUUUAACUUUUUUUUAAAAUUCAGAAUAGCCCUUUUAAUAUUUGCUACAUAUGAAACAACAGAGGCCAAAUUUAGGACUAUCAAAAAUAUUCCCUUCAUGGAUGAGACCUCUAAUCCUAAUCUGAAGUGCUGACAUUUUGUUGCACCUCUCUCCAUAUCUCUCUUAAGUUUCUCCCUUGAAUAUUUUAACUUCAUAUUUGUUUAUCUAAUCACUGCUAAAAAGACUGUCUCUCCCGCUGAAAACUUCUUCUUACAAGUCAAAGUGAAACCUCCCCCACAGAAUAAUGACGUGUAAACUGAAAACCCUCGCUUUGCUGGUGCAGAAACUUACAAGUUGACGAGAUCAUUUCCUCAGAAAUAUGACACAUGAAUCCAUCCGUCUCAAUCUGCGUUAUUGAGAUUGAUUUUUUUUACACCUACUCAGCCGCUGACUGCUGACUUUACUACUGACUGUAUAGCAAAAAAAAACAUCACAAUGCUUGUGUUACAGUAAUUUGAGCUCUAGUAUGGACUUGUUGAUUGGUUAUAGAAAAAGAUUGAAUUGAAUAGUGACUCAUCUCUGGAUAGGAUGGAGGACAACAAGAAGGACAAUUUCUGUAUCAUAAUUUUUAACACCUGUAACUAAUGUAGGAGGGGUAGGUUUUCGGGUCAGUUAACACUGGUUUCACAAGGAUGAGACAAAAUGUACAAGGAGGUAACCAACAGGGUUACUGCUUUAUCCACAGGGGUCACCAAAACCAACACAAACCCAAACUCCCUCACAGGAGCUGUAUUAGAACCUGGAUAAGAGACACAAAAUGUUUAAAUUUAUACUUUUAAAAUCUUAUUUAGUAGUUUUUGAGGACAGUAAGCUUGCACUCAUCUACACUACUGCAACAGCUUCAAUAAUUUUAUCAUCUUUCAUAUAGAUUCAAGAACCAGCGGGAUCUACAGAAGCACACAGAGGUUCACAACGAGGGUACAGUGUAUCACUGUACAGUAGAGGGCUGCGAUUACUCCUGUCACACAUUCCCAACCAUGAGCCACCACUACAAGAGAGUGCACGAGGUUUGUUGGUGCCAAGUAUCUUCUAUCAUGAAGCAUGUCACCAACAUUAUGAUCUCUGUUAUAUUCUUAUUUUUUUACAUCUAUUAUCCUACAAAAUAAUCUACCAACAGGUCGGAGGAAUGUCCAAAUAUAAGUGCCAUAUCUGCGAUAAGGUUUUCUCCUGGUGUUACACUCUCACACUUCACCUUCGCAAGAAACAUGAGCUGAAAUGGCCGUCCGGACACUCCCGCUUCAGGUGAGUCAGAGCCUUCACCGCCAGCACCAGAGUCUUUUAUUUUCCUUUGUGAACAUAUUUAAUUUGUGGAUGUUGUGUGUUUAAUUCACAGAUACAAGAAAGACGUGGAUGGCUUCCUAAAGGUCAACAUGGUGCGCUUUGAGACGGUAGAAGUCACAAAGGAGAUCAUGAAGAACAUGGCUAAAAAACCCCAGAGCCUCCGGAAAAGUCAAAGAACCAGCAGCAGGAACAAAAGGACUGAGGUCUUAGCGGAGAGGGGCCACAACUCUCCUGCAGGAUCUUCUUCGCCUUCCUCCAGCUCCUCCUCCUACUCCUCUGAGCUCUCUGGAGGUGAAGACAUUUCUCCCCAGCCCAGCCCUCAUGGCAGCGACUCUCCCGUUUACUGCGUCAUGAGCACCAUCCCUCACAUCGAGGAAGAACCUGGAGGGUUUUCUCAGGAGGACUGUGAUGGCGUAGGGACAUCUGGGGCAGUGCAGGCCCUGACGGAGGUGGCAAGGGGACUGGGCAUGGACGUGGUGUGAGGUUGCACAACACUACUGCUGUGCUUUUUAUACAACUGGACAAAUUUGGUGUGAAGCUUCAUGGGAGAGGCUGCUGCUUCUUUUUGGUCUCUGCUCUUAUAAUAGUGUUACUUGGUCAUAAUUCCUGGUUCUGGUUUUAGAGAGAUCCCAUUUUAACCCUAGCUUUUAUUGCAGCUCAGUUUAGUGUUCCAACAGCUCGAUGAUUCCCACAUAUGUAAAUGUUAAAAGCACUGCAAAGCUGGUUUGAUAAUGUUGCUCUUACUAAACACAACAUGUGAUUUUUCUAAUGUUUCCUAAUGAAGAGUUCCAGAGAUCUCUUUUAUUUUUUGAUGUAGCCUGAAAAUGUUGUUGUAUUUUAUUGAUACAAACUUUAAAUACACUUUUGAUACAAAAGCCUU
Molecule: messenger RNA, 4753 nt
Organism: Xyrichtys novacula (pearly razorfish)
Lineage: Eukaryota; Metazoa; Chordata; Actinopteri; Labriformes; Labridae
Source: the annotation of a GenBank genome assembly